AUCAGAAAAUUUCUGCCAGAGGAGAACCCUAUGACAGCAACAGAGGAGUUAAAAAAUACCAAUGUCAGGAAUGUGGGAAAUGUUUUGCCAGGCAUUUCUUCCUUCAGUUGCACCAGCACGUCCACACAGGAGAGAAACCGUACAAAUGCCAGGAAAGCGGAAGGUAUUUUACUUCCACUUCAACUCUUCUUGCACAUGAGAGUGUCCACACAGGAGAAAAACGAUACAAAGGCCAAAAGUGUGGAAAAUCUUUUAAUCACAAUUUAAACCUCCUGACACACCGGAGAGUCCAUACAGGAGGGAAACCAAACAAAUGCCAGAAGUGUUCACACCUUUUCGGACACCAGAGAGUCCACACAGGAGAGAAACCAUACAAAUGCCAAGAGUGUGGGAAAUGUUUUGCUAACAAUGCAAAUCUUCUGACUCACCAGCGAGUCCACACUGGAGAGAAACCGUACAAAUGCCAGGAAUGCGGAAAAUGUUUUACAUACACUUCAACUCUUCUUGCACACCAGAGUGUCCACACGAAAGAAAAACCAUACAAAUGCCAGGAAUGUGGAAAAUCUUUUAAUCACAAUUCAUGCCUCCUGACACACCGGAGUGUCCACACCGGGGAGAAACCAAACAAAUGCCAGAAGUGUGGGAAAUCUUUUAAUCGCAGUUCAAACCUACUGACACACCAGAGAGUCCACACAGGAGAGAAACCGUACAAAUGUCAGAAGUGUGGGAAGUGUUUUGCUCAGAAUUCAGGCCUUUUUAAACACCAGAGAGUCCACACUGGAGAGAAGCCAUACAAGUGCAAAGAAUGUGGGAAAUGCUUUGCCCAGAGUUCACACCUUCUUGGACACCAGAGAGUCCACACUGGAGAGAAACCAUACAAAUGCCAAGAGUGUGGGAAAUGUUUUGCUAAUAAUGCAAACCUUCUGACUCACCAGAGACUCUACACUGGAGAAAAACCAUACAAAUGCCAAGAAUGUGGAAAAUGUUUUAUUUACACUUCAACUCUUCUUGCACACCAGAGUGUCCACACGGAAGAAAAACCAUACAAAUGCCAGGAAUGUGGAAAAUCUUUUAAACGCAAUUCACACCUUCUGACACAUCAGAGAGUCCACACAGGAGACAAACCUUACAAAUGCCAUGAUUGUGGGAAAUCUUUCAAUCGCAAUUCAAACCUCCUGGCACACCAGAGAAUCCACACAGGAGAGAAACCAUACAAAUGCCAGGAGUGUGGGAAAUGUUUCACAGAUACUUCAACCCUACUUCUACAUCAGUGUGUCCACACAGGAGAGAAACCUUAUGAACGCCAGGAGCAUGGGAUAUCUUUUAAUCACAGUUCAAACCUCCUGAGACACUGGAGAGUCCACAUAAAAGAGAAAGCGUACAAAUGCCAGGAGUGUGGGAAAUGUUUUACAUACAAUUCAAGCUUUCUUGCACACCUGAGUAUCCACACAGGACCCAAAAUAUUCAAAUGUGAAGAAUGUGGGAAAUGUUUUGCUCAGACUUCAAGUGCUCUGACACCGCAGGGAGUGUACACAGGAGCAAAAUCACACAAAUGUCAAGAUUGUGAGAAACAUUUAGUUGAGAUUUCACACCUUAUGACACACGAGAAACCCCACUCGGGCAAGAAACUAUACAAAUGCCAAAAGUGUGGGAAAUCUUUUAAUCGCAAUUCAAACCUCCUGACACACCAGAGAGUCCACACUGGAGAGAAGCCAUACAAAUGCAAAGAAUGUGGGAAAUGCUUUGCCCAGAGUUCACACCUUCUUGGACACCAGAGAGUCCACACUGGACAGAAACCAUACAAAUGCCAAGAGUGUGGGAAAUUUUUUGCUCACAACGCAAACCUUCUGACUCAUCAGAGAGUCCACACCGGAGAAAAACCAUACAGAUGCAAAGAAUGUGGAAAAUGUUUUACUCAGAGUUCACACCUUCUCGGACACCAGCGAGUCCACAUUGGAAAGAAAUCAUAUAAAUGCCAAGAGUACAGGAAACAUUUUGCUGAGAAUUUACACAUUCAGGGACACAAGGGUCAGGUGAUAUAAAUGCAAGCCAGGGAUUUUUUUCAUGUACACCAGAUAAUUCAAGUUGGAUAUCAUGUGGAAUGAGAGAAUCCACACAGGAAAGAAUCCAAAUAAAUACAGUGGUGCCUCACAUAACAAGCGUACCGUUUAACGAUGAAUCCACAUUGCGAUGCGGAUUUCCCCAUUGCUAAUGCGAGCGCAUGCUCGUAUUGCGAUAGGGGAACAGCUGUUCGGCGGUUCUAAAAUGGCCGCCAGACACCAAAAAUGGCCGCCGG
Molecule: messenger RNA, 2296 nt
Organism: Pogona vitticeps (central bearded dragon)
Lineage: Eukaryota; Metazoa; Chordata; Lepidosauria; Squamata; Agamidae
Source: RefSeq, a predicted model, not a curated record